AUGAGUACAAGUGAACAAUAUCCUGGAUAUAAGACUAUUACAUCUUACUUGAAGGAACGAGAAAAUUGCCAAGAAAAUUGGUCAUAUCAUGGGUUUUUGCUCUUUCACCAUGAUGAUAUUAUUGCUUCAUCAUCUUCAAACAAAUGGAAGAAACUUAACAAUUUUUGGAUGAACAGCUUUUUAAAGGAAGCAAGAAAACUAAUCAUUAAUCAAGAAAUUUACAAUGCUAUAGAAGAAAAGGUAAAUAAAGAACAAACACGUUAUGCAAAAGAAUUAGAAAUUUACUGGAAGGAGGUGAUUACAGAACUAAAUAAGUGCAAGUGUAAGUUUUUUAAAAAAUUUUAUUCUAAUUCGCUAAAGACAUCAGAUUCCGAAUCUGUUGAUGCUGAAAUUAUUGAUUUCAAAAAAGGUAGGGUCAAUUCUGGAACAAAUAAAAAAGCUCAAAUUAUUACAGAAUUACGUGAAAAAUAUCAUUGUUUCUUAUAUCAAUUUCCUUGUAUUAUAAAAGAUGGAAUGCAUAAAAAACUAACGUGCGCGCAUUUAGAGCUUUGGUCAACAGAAAUAAUUAAAGGUUUUACUACCAUAGACAAACCUCCGACUUAUCAAAUAUUUGUGUUUGAUAAAAAAAAAGCAUUCCUUCUCAGCAUAUUCAAGUCAAUCCAAGCGGAUCACAAGUUAUUUAUCCAUCACCUUAUCAUUCAAAUCACGUAUAUCAAUAUUAUGCUCCAAAUAUGUAUCAAAAUUAUUACUCCGACUUUAGUUGCAACCAAUACUAAUGUUAACGUAAAUAAUACUCACAUAAAUGUAAAAGAAAAUAUUUCUAUUCAAGAUUUUUUUGAAAAUUUAGAUAAAAAAUUCGGUGAUAAAGUAUUUUCAGUAUAUUUGAAAAAUUUUUCAGAUCAGCGUAUUGAAGUUCAGAAUAUUCCUGAAUUAGGAGAUGAGGAGUUUCUAGUUUAG
Messenger RNA from Rhizophagus irregularis DAOM 181602=DAOM 197198, 957 nucleotides. The record is from RefSeq and is a predicted model, not a curated record. Lineage: Eukaryota; Fungi; Glomeromycota; Glomeromycetes; Glomerales; Glomeraceae.